AUGCAUCUACAGGAGUUGUUAUUGAUUGUGGCCGUGUUGUUGCCACAAAGUUUGCGGGCUUUACGCUAUAGUCAGGGAACUGGCGAUGAGAACUGUGAGACCCUCAAGUCGGAGAUACAUCUGAUCAAGGAGGAGUUCGAUGAGUUGGGACGCAUGCAGCGAACUUGCAACGCCGAUGUCAUUGUCAACAAAUGCGAGGGACUCUGCAACAGUCAGGUGCAACCCUCAGUGAUAACUCCAACGGGGUUUCUGAAAGAGUGCUAUUGCUGCCGCGAAAGCUUCCUCAAGGAAAAGGUCAUCACUCUGACCCAUUGCUAUGAUCCGGAUGGCACUCGUCUCACCUCCCCCGAGAUGGCCACCAUGGACAUUCGUCUCAGAGAGCCCACUGAGUGUAAAUGCUUCAAAUGCGGCGACUUUACACGCUAA
Drosophila innubila is the source of this 426-nucleotide messenger RNA. RefSeq names its product partner of bursicon (gene Pburs). NCBI's taxonomy places the organism in Eukaryota, Metazoa, Arthropoda, Insecta, Diptera, Drosophilidae. Gene Ontology annotation, cellular component: bursicon neuropeptide hormone complex; extracellular region. Gene Ontology annotation, molecular function: G protein-coupled receptor binding; neuropeptide hormone activity. The transcript has 2 exons. The coding region runs from base 1 to 426 and encodes 141 amino acids. Gene Ontology annotation, biological process: G protein-coupled receptor signaling pathway. The record is from RefSeq and is a predicted model, not a curated record.